Messenger RNA from Arabidopsis lyrata subsp. lyrata, 1580 nucleotides. RefSeq lists its product as uncharacterized. Lineage: Eukaryota; Viridiplantae; Streptophyta; Magnoliopsida; Brassicales; Brassicaceae. The record is from RefSeq and is a predicted model, not a curated record. Gene Ontology annotation, molecular function: pectinesterase inhibitor activity. The transcript is spliced from 2 exons. Gene Ontology annotation, biological process: negative regulation of catalytic activity. The coding region runs from base 993 to 1580 and encodes 195 amino acids.
GUGGAUAGUGUAGUUGUUGGAUUCUUGCAGACAUGGUAGUCAAUGCGAUGCUAGUAUCAAUGGCUGUUCGGGCUGGUAGACAGAAAGAGAUGAUUUAUCAUGUGAGUUCUUUAAUGAAAAAUCUAUUAAAAUGAGAUAAUGCCGGAGAUAGCAUACAUGUAUUUCUCAAACAAACCAUGGACCAACAAAGAAAGGAUGGUGAUUCGGGUCAAUGAUAUAAAGGUUUUGAGUUCUAUGCCUAGUUUUCAUAGGUACAUGACCAUUCAUUACUUACUUCCUUUGAAGGUAGUAUUUCGAACCAUUUGUCAUGUGGUGAACUUAUAUUUUAAGACAAGGGUCCAGGAGAUGGGACUAGCAAAAGGGUAAACUGGACAUGGUUAGAGUUAUUACGGAUCCUAAAGAGGAAGCAAAAUUCACUGUUAGCAAGCUAUUACUUGGUUUGCACAAAAAAAAAAAAAAAAAAAAAAAAAAAAGCAAGCUAUUACUUGGAGAAUUGUGGCUGAAAGCAAGCAGAGUUCCGUACGAAAAGGACUAUGAUUAUAUUGUCUUCUUAUGCUAAUUUAUUAUGUAUGAGUUAACGUACUUAACAAAAAAGUAUCUGCCAAAUUCUCUAUUAUUCGUCUAUUAUUCCUCUACCUCUAAACUACCAAAAAAUAAAAUCUAUAAUAUAGAUAGUUAAUGGGAUAAUAAGAAGUUUAGAUCUCAGUCAGUUGGUAACAAUACCAAUAUACCAUGUGCUACAUAUUUCAAAUCUAAAGAAAGGAAAAUUAUCUAAUGUGUUGUCAUAAUGCUGUUCAAAUCAAAACUAAAUUAUUUUCUUACUAAUUAAAAUGGUCAACUAAUCAACAAAAAAAAUAUUGAACAGUUUGACAUAUUGCUAAUAAAUUAAAUCAUUUUAGUAUGGUAUAUAAUCUAUUAGUAUUUAAUUUUGAAGAUAUUUUAUAGCCUAUAUAAAUCUCACUUAAGUUCCAAAAAAACAUAGAACAAGAAAAAUGGUUGCUUAUGUCGAUAAAAACUUUUCACCAGCUUGUUUACUGGUUUUACUUCUUUUUGUUGUCUCAUCAUAUGCAAAGUUUAGUACCAUGGUUACAACAGAUGAGAUCCGCACCUUAUGCACCAAAGCAGGUGUCAAAUCUUCAUUGUGUUUUGAGGUUCUAAAAGCAACUCCUGAAAUUGCUAAACUAGAUUUUUUUGGUCUCGCCAAAUAUUUGAUCAAUUAUCAUGCUCAAAAUAUUUCGGAUACGCUGAAGCAAUUUAAAUUAUCAGGAGGCUAUAUACCGGAUAUUGAUUCUGAAUAUCGCUUAUGUAAAGAAUUAUAUAAAGAUGCUCUCGACAAAUGUCCUUAUGCCCUCAAAUAUUUGGCUGCCAAAGACUAUUACAACUUCAAAUUUAUGGUAGCUCAAACGAUGGGAGAUAUGAAUAAUUGUAUUUAUGAUGAGUUGUCAACAAUGAAGCCAGUACCACAAUUUUUUAUAACUAAAACUAAUGAUAUUCAAGAAAUUGGUUACUUUAUCAUAGUAUUUGUCCAUUGUUUCAUACAAAAUGAACCAAUAGACUGUGGUAAUUCUCGCGAUCUAUAA